This is a messenger RNA of Musca domestica (house fly), 2571 nucleotides long. Its product is annotated as probable serine/threonine-protein kinase DDB_G0272254. NCBI's taxonomy places the organism in Eukaryota, Metazoa, Arthropoda, Insecta, Diptera, Muscidae. The transcript has 8 exons. The record is from RefSeq and is a predicted model, not a curated record. Bases 489 to 1988 code for a protein of 499 amino acids.
AAAAGUUAAAGAAAAUUCUAACAAUCCUGUGCCAAAAAAUGACAACCUAAAAAUAAAAAAUAAAAUCAAGAAAAAAUAUUUCUCCACCAAAAAAUCUACAGGGGUUUCCCAUUACCCAACAAUUGUCAUCUCAUUGGAUAUAAACUUCCUAAUACCCACUUUUUCAAACCUAUUGGAAUAGCUAAAAAAAUCUUCAUUGAAUCCCAUUGGAAUUUAGACGUUUUUCAUCGCAUCAUCCCCACCAGAGACCAACCAGGAAUCGAAGUGAAGCAAGAAACCAAAACAUUAUAGAUUUCCUUGUUCAUUCCAAAAUCCAAAAUAGGAUAAUUGAAAGAUCCAUGACAAUGUCAUAAAAGAAACCGAAACUCUUGAUUUGCCGCUGUAAAGUCCCAAGUUAAAAGGGGAACCACUAAAGAAAGGUCUUUUCAAAAAGAGACUUUAAAGUUUCUUCACUCCAUUAACAAUAUCAACAUCUCACGGUGUACAUCAUGACCUUCUAUUGGUGGUCCCAUUGGUUCUGGAUAACAUUGAUUUGUAAUCUCUUUAUGCCCCACAUUAUGGUUGUACACUCCUAUCCAAGUUUGGAUGGUUCGCUGGAACGUAAUCAACAUGAGUCGGAAAAGAAAAUGGUUACCAAACUUUAUCAGGCCUCAACUACCCUGACCUGGUAUGCUGGUGAUUCCUCAACAAAUAGCCCCAUGGCCAGGAGCACCCCCUAUGAUAGGGAAAAGACCCGAUUACAAAGUGUUAGUGCCACAACAGUGCAACCUUUAAAUACCACACCUUUAAUGCACGAAACAGAGAUUACUGGAAACAGCAACGACAACAACAACAACAACAAAAAGCUUGCAGAUGGUUUCGAAGAUCCCUAUUACUAUUAUGAUGAAUAUGACAUUAAUGCCGAAGAGGCAGAUAAAAUCAAGCCCCUAAAACUGGAAGAUGUGGAGGAAGAACAGGAAGAGCAACAACAAAGUUUUUCGAAACAAGAGAAGCAAAGUGAUAUCAAAAGAUCGGCAGAGGAUUUAAGCCGAAAUGAUAUGGAGAACUUGAACACGGCAACCCUGUCAACUAUGGUGACCAGUACUCCCACAACCAACAAUGACAACAACAACACAUCCUCCCAUAUUACGCCCAGCAAUAACAAUUACACAAAUUUCACAGAUCCCCUGGCGACAGGUGGUUCCAACAACACAAUGUCACAACAACAACAAAACUUUUCAAAUCCCUCCUCCUCCCCCUCCUCGCUGACAUCAAAUAGCCUAAAAGCCAAUAUUUUAAUGGCCUCCGCCUCAAUUUUGGCAACAUCGAUAAAUUCCCUAUCGGUUCUAACAACCCAGAAUGUUACACAGCUGCCACCCGGAACACCCAAGAUAAGCCGGCCCACAGAUUGGCUAAGGAGCAUCGAUGAUGCUGUUGCUGCCGUAUCACCGCCACCGUUAAGUGUAACCACCACCGAUGUUAGCGAUGACAAAUUUCCCUUUACCCUGGAAAAUGUUCACAAAUCCGAGGAUUUGCGUCGCGAUGAAAACGAACCGCGACGCCGACAAUCGAAGGGCCUGUCGGCCGAUUAUAAGCCGCCCGGUUAUAUAAAUUAUUCACCAGAAUCGAAAAAUCUGCUGACCCGUUCGGCAUCAACCACUGUCAAUGAUUAUGACAGUGAGGAGAGUAAUAUCUCGUCGGAAGCGUUGUCGGUGCAGCGCGCCUAUUUUAUGGAUGUCGGUGCAAUAUCAGCAAUCUGUUUUACAGUAUUCGGUAUCUGCUGUACAGUGGGUACCAUAGGCAUAGUUUUAUAUCGUCGUCGAUUCUUAAAUAAGCCACAGGCAUUAAGUGAGCCGGACUCCAGUGUUUAUAUCGACGAUAGCACGAUGCGUGUUAGUGAUAAUUCCGAUGAAAUGUAUAGCUUGGAUAAUGAUUCGUUUUUGAAUUCAUUGGAGGCCAUGACAAUACAGAACUACUGGACCGAUACUGUUAAACAUACAAAGCUUUAAUUACCAACCAACCAACCAACCAAUUAACACCUUAAGACACCCUUCCCCCACUUAACUGUUUGUUUCCUUAGUAUUAGAGAAGAGACAUUCUAUAAUUUUGUAAAAUUUAAGUUUAACUGUUUUCUCUUGAAAUUAUUGACAAAAAAAAACCCUAUAGAUUAGGAUACUUAUUAAUUUGUAGUGAUACUAACUAACACAAUAAAAUAAAACUACACCAUACAACACUCACACACCCACACGACACUCUGACACUCACUCACACACACACACACAAUCACACUUAACAAAUUAACAUAAUCAUAGUUGAAAUAUUUCUCAUUAAUUUAUUUCUUAUUAACAGAAAAAAAUGUUUUUAAUAAGAAAAUUAUUAUUAUUACUAUUAUUAUGAAAUAAGUUACAAAUUAUAGAAAGAAAAAACAACAACAAUUUUUGAAUCAUUCCUUCCAUAAAACAAUUUGAAAGGCAUUAUAUAAAAUAAAAAAUUUAACAAUUAAUAAAGAUUUAAGAAAUCACUGUAAGAACAAAAAAAAUGCAAAGAAAAAGUUAUUAAUUAAUAAAGAAAAUCGAAUUGAAAUAAAACAAA